AUGCUUUUGCAUCUAAGAAUAGCAGCAAUAGUAUCUUAUUGUUUGAUACAUCCGACUUUAACAAGGGACCAAGAUUUAAUCGAUGCAGAAGAAUUUGAGGCGCUCCGGCAAUCAGUCGUUUACAUGUCUACAUACAACUGUGACCUUUCACCUUCCGUCUGCCCUCCCGAUAACCCCAAAACGCGUCAUCCAACUUCCUGUUCGUAUACCAAUCGACGAAAUGCUCAGAUCAGGACCAUGGAGGAAAACGAGGAUUCAGAUGUGUUGUGUCUGCAGGGCGUAUGGUAUGCAAGGGAUGUAGAAGCCAUUGUAAGAAAGACUUCAUCAAACUUCCAGUAUUCAUACAGCUUUUUGCACGACAGCAAUGGGCAUUAUGAUGCCUCCCAGAAACUUCACCCGCCCUGUGAUGAACAAGAUGCCAUAAUCUUAAAAACUAUCAGCGAAUGUGAAUUUAAAGAAUGCCACUUCACAUUUGAAAGAACCAAAAUUUUCAAAUGCAUCGAAGACAUUUGCAAAAUAAAAAAUAUCUUGCAAAGAAUGUCAGAGACGUGUCUUGGUUGUAUAUUCCAGGGUACGGAGGAGGACAACUUCGCAGAAUGUACAAAAUCAACAUACGCUUUUAAUCCUACAGGGUUACUUAUUCUCAGUAAAUACAGUCUUCUAAGCCAUCAACGAGGUCUGUAUCAUCCAACCAAAACCUUUUACAAGGGAGGAAGGGAAAAGUCCUCUGAGAUUGUACAACGUGGUUUCCUAGAUGUAGAGGUCCAUCAUAUUGGGAGGGUAGUCUGCACACACUUAACGGAGAAAUUCGGAGACGAAUACGUGGAAGUUGCAAACAAAUUCAAGAGUUAUGAAGAGAAGAACUUCUUUGAGUUUGAAGCCCUGUAUACGAAACUCCUCAACAUUCCUAAAGUUAUCGUCAUGGGCGACUUAAACGCCAGUCCCGCCAUAACCAAGGGGAGUAUUGCAUCACAAUUCUCCGGGAACUUGGAAAUCUUACGAGACUUCGGAUACAAAGAUCCGGUAUCCGAUUCUUUCAAGAACAGAGAAGCCGAUUGUUCUUACUGUUGCGGAAAUGCCCUUGUUCGGAAACCCGACAUAGGUGUGUGUUCCAAGACCAGUUCAGCGGUUGGCUACAUAUUUGAUCACGUGAUGGUCAAAGGUUACAAUGUUUUCGAUACCCAAGAAGAUUAUCUGAAAAACAACGCAGCGUUUCGCAUUUUCUUGACGGACGAUCCAUUCUCCGCCAUGUCUAGACAUUAUGGAUUUACAGUGCCAGUUAUUAUUAAGUAAAGCACCUACCAUAUUUUCAAGAUCA
Saccostrea echinata is the source of this 1318-nucleotide messenger RNA. RefSeq lists its product as uncharacterized. The transcript is spliced from 5 exons. Lineage: Eukaryota; Metazoa; Mollusca; Bivalvia; Ostreida; Ostreidae. The record is from RefSeq and is a predicted model, not a curated record. Bases 1 to 1293 code for a protein of 430 amino acids.